This is a messenger RNA of Perca fluviatilis (European perch), 2564 nucleotides long. It is a transcript of the gene nherf2, whose product is annotated as Na(+)/H(+) exchange regulatory cofactor NHE-RF2. The coding region runs from base 484 to 1761 and encodes 425 amino acids. The record is from RefSeq and is a predicted model, not a curated record. Lineage: Eukaryota; Metazoa; Chordata; Actinopteri; Perciformes; Percidae. Gene Ontology annotation, biological process: protein localization to plasma membrane. Gene Ontology annotation, molecular function: protein-membrane adaptor activity; signaling receptor binding. The transcript has 6 exons. Gene Ontology annotation, cellular component: apical plasma membrane.
UGUGCGCUGCGGGGGGACAGUGGCAUCUGUUGUUCACGCCUCUCUUUAUUCUCUCACCGGCUCGGACAGGAGGACACACGCCCAGUUGGCUAGGAGAAUUAAGUGUUACGUGCGAGGAAAAGCUUUCUAAUCUCUGAUCUCUUGGAUUAUUCCUCCGAUGGACGGGAUUUAGCCCCUGUCCGCCGUUUUUGGCCACUAUUUUAUGUACACGUGCGCGCACCAUUUUUGCGCGCUCAUAUUUGCGCCCCCAGCACUUGCAUGAUGGAUUAAACACUCGUUAGUUUUAGCCUAGUUUUUUGAUGUGUGCUCUCAGAACAAUUGUGGAUGCUAAAUGAUGAUGGUCUUUUGGUCACUGGAGCGCGCAGCCGUACAUUGGAUUAAGAGCCAGAGGCUUUCCACCGCUCUUGGAACAAUCACCUGUUUAUUCUCCUGAGACACAUUUACCUGUUGUUGUUUUUUUUUGUUUUUUUUUGACGCGCUGGGAUGGAGAGCGAGCUGAGACCCAGGCUCUGUUUCCUGACCAAGGGAGAGCGCGGCUAUGGGUUUCACCUGCACGGUGAGAGGAAUAAAGGCGGACAGUUCAUCCGCAAAGUGGAGCCCGGCUCCUCUUCUGAUCUGGCCGGGCUGCGACCAGGAGACCGGGUGGUGGAGGUGAACGGGGAGAAUGUGGAGAACGAAAGCCACCAUCGAGUGGUGGAACGUAUCCGUGAGGUGGAGCACCGCACCAGGCUGCUGGUGAUCGACAGAGAAACAGAUGACUACUUCCGCAGCCGUGGCCUGGCCUGCACCGAGGACCUGGCCAUUGAGAUGGGAACCCUCUCCCCGCAGCCUUCGCCCCGGUCCACCCCUUCUAAUUCUCCCUUACCCAGAGAGAACUCACCCCUGUCACCCCUGUCACCCCUGUCACCCAAACCAAACCACAAACACUCAUUUUCCCCUCCUGCUGCAGACUUGUCCACACACACGGCCACACAAGCUAAUGACAAGAGAUCCUCAUUGACAUCAAGUACAGCGACAGACACAGAGCUGCAGGUGCAGCCAUCACCAGAGCCGGCAGUUGAGCUCCUUCCCCGUCUGUGUCACCUGGUGAAGGGGGAGCACGGCUACGGCUUCAACCUGCACGGCGAUAAGAAAAAGGGUGGACAGUUUGUGCGUUCAGUGGACCCCGGCUCAGCCGCUCUGAGUGCAGACAUCAGGCCUGGAGACAGACUUGUGGAGGUGAAUGGAGUGAACAUAGAGGGCUUGAGGCACUCAGAGGUGGUGCUACUCAUUAGAGCAGGAGGGGAGGAAGUGCGCCUCCUAGUGGUCGAUCAGGAGACGGACGAGCUCUUCCACAGACUGGGGAUCACACCCAACACCAGCCAUGUCAAAGAUCUUCAUCUGGAUGAAUCAGCCACAGAAAGUGCCCCACCCAACCCCUCUCCAACGACUGAACUCCCCGCCACAGAUCCACCAAUCAUAAACGUCACGCUGACAGACUCCCCGAUCACAAAUACAUCUCCAAAAUCCCGGGUCACUGGGAGCUCAGCAUCCCAUUCCUCGAGAAGUUCCACCACCCAAUCAGAGAUCAGCAGCUCGGACAUGAGCAUCCAGGUCCCUGAUGAGGACGACAGGCGUUGUUCGGACCCUUUCGUGGACAGUGGCCUCCGUCUGAGUCCCACAGCCGCUGAGGCUAAACAAAAGGCCCUAGCCAGCCGCAAAAAGAAGAGAGCACCUGUUAUGGACUGGAAUAAGAAACAUGAGAUCUUCAGCAGCUUGUGACCCCAGAAUGUAAGGAGCAAAAAAAAGAGAAGAACAGCAUAGAACGAAGAAUAAUAUUGUGAUUCUUCACAGUUCAUAUUGUAAUUUUAAGUACUGUUCCUCGAUGUUGCAGAGGCACGGUAAAAGAAAGAGUAAUGUGAAAAGGGAAAAGGCGCAGGUAGUAACAUUCAUAGUAAUAUUCCUAAAUUCUGCUCUGUGUAAAAAGAAGAUAAAGAUAUCAAAUAGUAUUUUCUAGAUGCUUAUUUUACAGUAUCUAUAAGGACAAAGAAAUGUUCUAUGGAUGUGUCAGAAAUCUUACAAUACACUACAUUAAACGAUAGCACUAAUGGCCAUGGUGCCUGGUCAGUACACAGUGUUUCUCUUCAUUAAAUCAUAGUCAUUUCAGAGCCAUAGUGACUAUGCAUCUGUAACCGUAUUUUUAGGCCGUAUUUUCUGUAGCUACGCUUUCUGUUGUAACUUUGGUAGAUUUCAUUUUUUGAAGUAAUAGUUAAAUGUCUUUUCAAUUUACAAUGAGCUCAUCAAAGCUGAGUCCUGGAGUAGUUAUAUUAACUUUUUGUUUUUCAAUUUAAUGUAGCAUAUCACUUUUAGAUGUAAAUACAGAGGAAAUGGUAUAGAGGCUGAGUUAUGAAAUGUAUUAUGUUGGAUCACCUCAGUGCUUCUCUUCAAUGAUAUCUGUAAAGGAAAAUAUUUAAGCAAAUGGUUGACUAAUGGAUGAUAGUUGUUGUAGCUUUUUAAGGAUUUGUCUCUCAAAUGUGCUUUGGUUCUUCUCACAAUGUGAAAUAAACUUUCCAAUUAUGUGUAAA